AAAAUUAAAUUUUAUAUUAUUUUUAUGGCAAUUAUCGAGUUUGUGGUACAUAUGGAAAAAUUGAUUGAAAAAAAUCGAUGCGUAUUAGACUCAACAUUAAUAAUCGAAGGAGCGAAUUAAUUUUUUUACCGUUCAAAAAUUGUUAAGAAAAAACUUGUAUGUUGCUUUUUUCUAUCACUAAAUACGCAAUAGUAAUAUUUCACUGGGAAAACAUUUCUAUAUGGUCGACAAUUAAUGGGCCGGUGGGUGAAAGAGAAUGUGACGUUGCACCUUUCUACACAAUUUUUUAAUAGCGUAUGAACUGCCAUUUCUAAAAAUGUGACUCCCAACCAUCGAGGCCUGCUGUAGGUCUAUUGAGGCCUUUAGAAAAAGGGCCAAAUUUCCAUAAUUUUUAUUUACGUUUUAAUUUUUUUUUUAGUGAAUGAAGGCAAAGAAUUUACAUAUCGUCCCCUUAGUAUAACAAUAGCCUAUGUUCUCAUAGGCUAUUAUUUUUUUAUUGAAUUUUUGGAUUCUCCAUCGUCGAUUUUAUAUGUGGUCAAAAUUUUGUCAUAUUCUAGUUCCACAAAGUGGGUCAAAACGUCAGUCAAAAAAUAAUAAAUAUUUACAGACAUAACGAGAUUUGAGUGAGAGCUACUUUCAACAAAAAGUUUGAAAUUCAUUUUCUCAAAACAUCAAAAAAUUUAUAGGCUAUUUUAAUACUAAGGGGACGAUAUAUGCAGAACUUUUUUCCAUGUACGCAGUAGCCCUCAUCAGUUGAACUCCGUCUACGAUAAUUUUUGUGAACUUUCCUCAUGGGUGGCCUUCGGCCACGUUUCAAGAAAAUAAAAGUGAAAAUCAGGUCAACUUCAGCUACACUGCCAUUAGAAUUUUUACGUAGAACUCCUUCGGCCGCACCUAAAAAAACUAUUGCCCAUUAAUAAAAUCCUGUUUUUGAUAGAGCAACAUUGUUUCUUUGGUUUGUGCGUGUUAGUGAAUGCGAUAAUUAAUCGUUAUUGCAAGAAAAUAUUCAUGGAAAUUUAGAAAAACGUGUAAAUUAAUGGUAGAUUCAAAAAUGCUAAAAUAAGUUCAAAAGUUAUUAACCCCUUGAAUGGUAAUGGCGAUUAAAGCUCGUCAUAAACUUUCCUGAACAAACUGACAAUGUACAUAUGUAUAUACAUAUAUAUAUGUUUUAAGAAAAUUAAAUCGUCUGCCAGAGCAGUGAAAAUAAAUUGUCGUUCAAGGGGUUAACAAAAAAACACUUAUAAUGUUGCUCUUUUCUCUGACUAUAUACACGAAAGUAAAUAUACUUAGGGGUCAAACAUCACUUCCUUCUACAUAGUAUAAUACCUAUAUUAUUUGGAUUCACGAAACAAAUUCGGUAAAUAUUGGCAAUCACUUGUAUAAAUUUAUUCUAAAUAAAAAAAUGUAUACAAAGUUUGAAAAAUUAACCAAAACAUUGUUGGGUAUUGCCAUUCUAUUGAAAUGUAGCGAUAUUGCAAGAUUUACAUACAUACAUAUGUAUUAUUAUUUAUCUUGGUGGUCAAAUUUAUUAUAUUUAUGUAUAGGAUUGGCUUUAGAAUGGGGCAUAUUCUUUAUUGGAACCGCUAUUUACAAAAUCUUAUUAAAAUAGAAUCUUUAAUUAAUAUUUGAUCAGGUAUAUAGGCAGAAAAAAUGGGGAAAGUUUGCAAUAUUUUAAAAUAUUCUUUUAUAUUGUAAAACCCUUAAGGUCGCCUAUUGAUGGAAUGUAUGUUAAUGUAAGUGUAGGCAUAGUAUAAGAUACACCCAAUAAUGUAAACGUAGAGUAAUGCUAAGAAGAGAUGUAGUAUUAAGUAAAAUAAGGCAACCCUAAAUGACAAAUGGAAGAAAGAAUAAAAUGGAAGUCACUUCCGCUUGGAUCGUAAAAAUAGCCAGUCGUUUUAUUUCUAUCAGAAUUUAAUCGUGAGCCAUCCGGCUUUAAAAUAUCUGGAAGUACCCACCAAUUUACAACUCAGGUGUGGGGUUGUGCAAACGCAACCCAAUAAACUACACAUUUUAAAGAUAACUUUAAUAUUUUGCGAGAUAAUGGCAAAUAUUCGCCAAGAACUAACUAACGUGCUGACUGAGGCUGGUGUGGAAUUUCCAACUACAGCAACGACAACCCAAUUGCGCCGAUUGCUGCGGGAUGUGGUAGGAGCCACUCGGAGCACGGAAAUUUCAAGAAAUGACGAUAAUUUAAAUUCUGCCGCUACUGCUGGUACUGCCGCUGUUGAUGCCACUGCUACUGCCGACGUUUUCACCUCUGCUGACGACACUGCCGGUACUGACACUAAUGCUGCUAUUAGUGCUACUGCCGCUACUAAUGCUACUGCCGCUAUUGAUACUACUGCCGCUAUUGAUAUUAUUGCCGCUUCUGAUGUUUUUGACUCUGCCGCUACUGAUGUACGUGCCGCUGCUGACGUACGUGCCGCUGCUGACGCUACCAAUAUUAGAAACUGUGGACGGACUAGUAUGUUUAUUGGUCUAGAUGAAGAGAUCGCAGCUUUGCAAAAGCGGGUAGAAAUUCUCAAGCUGGCCAAACAAAUCGAAGAACUCGAAGGCCGUCCGAAAAAUCAGAGUAUACGGCGUCUGGAAUUUGGGGACCUUGAACAUGCCAUCCCCAAAUUCAGUGGAGAUGAUGUCACUUUAACGGUGAACCAAUUCCUAAAAGAUUUUGAGGAUCUAAUGGAAUCGACUGGAGCUGACGACCGAUUUAAACUGCUUGCACUUCGUCGUUCGCUGACGGGCACGGCGAAAGUUUUCCUACCGACAACAGUAGCGUUGAACUAUGGUGCGCUAAGGAAAGCGCUAAAAGACGAAUUCGACAUAUCCGUCACACGGCAUGAGAUAUAUAAGAUGUUGGCACAACGUCGCUGGAAGCGGAAAGAUGAGUCGCUGCACUGUUAUGUGCUGACAAUGCAAGCCUUAGGAAAACGAGCCAAUGUCAGCGAUCUUGAGGUUAUUGAUUUUAUUAUUGAUGGAAUCGGGAAUGUCCCAAACUCGCAUAUCCUUAUGACGGCCCGAACCUUAGACGAAUUCAAGACGCUGGUGAUCCGUUUCCAAAACAAAUAUUUUGCAGUUGGCACGGCACAGACAGCAGCUCCCAAAACAACAAAACCAGCAGCCGAACAAAAAAUAAAGUGCUACAAUUGUUCGAAGGAUGGCCACAUCAAACCCAACUGCCCUUACCCUAUGCGACCAAAUGACGCCUGUUUCCGAUGUUGGAAGAUGGGGCACGAUCACCGAUCCUGCCCGAACCCACCAAAAGUUUUGAAGCCCCGAGAAGUUGCUGCCGUACAAGUGGAUACAGACCAUGACGUGGUUGGCGCAUUUAAUUAUUCCGACUAGCCUUAUCCAGGAGUCACUGGUUCCUAAAGGGGUCCAAAAGGAAUGUGUAAAGAGACCAG
Anastrepha ludens (Mexican fruit fly) is the source of this 3401-nucleotide messenger RNA. RefSeq lists its product as uncharacterized. Lineage: Eukaryota; Metazoa; Arthropoda; Insecta; Diptera; Tephritidae. Gene Ontology annotation, molecular function: zinc ion binding; nucleic acid binding. The coding region runs from base 2041 to 3342 and encodes 433 amino acids. The transcript is spliced from 2 exons. The record is from RefSeq and is a predicted model, not a curated record.